GAGCGAUCGAGUCGGGGGCGGUGCUCAGAAUGGGCUUUUAACACAGAUGCGGAGCGGCCCUUCUGCUUGAACGUGAGAUAGAGGAACAGCACCAUGACCGCGAGCACAUACGACGUGAUUGUGAUUGGCGGAGGCAUCUCAGGUUUGAGUGCCACCAAGCUGUUGGUGGAGAGCGGCUUGAACCCUGUGCUCCUUGAAGCCAGAGACCGUGUUGGAGGAAGAACCUUCACUGUUCGGAAUAAGGAGACCAAAUGGGUGGAUCUGGGAGGAGCGUAUGUUGGGCCCACUCAAAACCGAAUCCUGAGGUUGGCCAAGCAGUAUGGGGUAAAUACGUACAAAGUCAACGAAGAGGAGUCUCUGGUUCAUUAUGUGAAGGGGAAAUCAUAUCCAUUCAAAGGGCCUUUCCCUCCUAUGUGGAACCCUUUUGCUUACCUGGACUACAACAACCUCUGGAGGACAAUGGACAAGAUGGGAAUGGAGAUCCCAGUGGAUGCUCCAUGGAGGGCCCCUCAUGCAGAAGAGUUGGACAAGAUGACCAUGCAGCAGCUUUUUGACAAGAUUUGUUGGACCAGGGCUGCACGCCAUUUUGCCACACUCUUCGUCAAUGUGAAUGUGACCUCUGAGCCCCAUGAGGUGUCUGCUUUGUGGUUCCUCUGGUACGUCAAGCAGUGUGGUGGCACUAUGAGAAUCUUUUCCACCACCAAUGGAGGCCAGGAGCGCAAGUUUGCCGGAGGCUCCAGUCAAAUCAGUGAGGGAAUGGCGAGAGAACUUGGUGACUGUGUGAAGUUGGAGAGAGCAGUCUACAGCAUUGACCAGACUGGAGACCUGGUGGUGGUCAAGACACUCAAUGAGGAGAUAUACAAGGCCAAAUAUGUCAUACUUGCCAUACCACCAGGGCUGAAUUUAAAGAUCCACUUCAGCCCUGAAAUGCCUCCUCUUAGGAAUCAGCUCAUUCAUAGAGUGCCCAUGGGUUCAGUCAUCAAAUGCAUGGUGUACUACAGAGAGAACUUCUGGAGGAAGAAGGGAUAUUGUGGCAGCAUGGUAAUUGAAGAAGAGGAAGCACCUAUUGGUCUCACACUUGAUGACACGAAGCCUGAUGGGACUGUGCCUGCUAUAAUGGGUUUCAUUCUGGCACGAAAAUCCAGGAGACUAGCGGGCCUGACGAAAGAGGAGAGAAAGAAAAGGAUCUGUGAGAUUUAUUCUCGUGUGCUCGGCUCAGAGGAAGCGCUACAUCCUGUGCACUAUGAGGAGAAAAACUGGUGUGAGGAAGAGUACUCUGGUGGCUGCUACACAGCUUACUUCCCCCCUGGCAUCAUGACACAAUUUGGCAGGGUCUUGCGAGAGCCGGUUGGCAGGCUGUACUUUGCAGGCACUGAGACGGCCACUGAAUGGAGCGGUUACAUGGAGGGUGCCGUACAGGCAGGAGAGAGAGCAGCUAGAGAGAUUUUAUGUGCAGUGGGAAAACUCCAUGCAAGUCAGAUCUGGCAGUCGGAGCCUGAAUCAUUGGAUGUCCCAGCCCGGCCGUUUGUCACCACAUUCUGGGAAAGAAACUUGCCAUCCGUUGGGGGAUUCCUUAAGUUUAUGGGUGUGUCCUCCUUCCUGACUCUUGCCACUGCAGCGGGAGUGUUAGCCUACAAGAAGGGGUUUCUCCCUCAGCGCUAAAGCCCCUCCCACUUGCAGCCUAUUCUCUAUGACCUGGCCUUGUAAUUGUUGCAUUCGACCUAAUAAAAUUUGAAUCUAAUCCGGGCCAUAACACUGCCUGGCUAUGUGGCGCAGUUAUUUUGAUGGGAAUUGACACAAAUGUAUUGUUGUCACACAUUUGCUCAGUCAUUGUGAAAAAUGAACCAAGUGAUUUAAUAUGGGAUAAUGAGUACUAAUUGUUAACAAGGGAAUCGCCCUGUCAAAGUACCCAGACUACACGUAUGAAAAGAACUGAAAGAGCGACACUAACGUGUGUGUGUGUGUGUGUGUGUGUGUGUGUGUGUCUCAUCAGUCUUAUUGAUUACCUCUGCUAAUUUCAGGUGCUGUUCUCAGGAACUCGUUCUCUUAAUUAACCUUCAAAAAUAGAGAAAAUAGCAUUACAGAAAUUAGAAGCAUUAGGUUAGCAUUGAAAAAUGCAUUUUAUUGUAUUAUGUGACAGACAACAUCUUCUAUACAACAUAACACAGAAGCUGUGUUUGCUUCAGCACAAUUCACUAUCUUUUAUGAGAGAAGCAGAGCCUGUUCAUAACAUUUUUUAUAACAUGCCAUGAUGGUGUUAAGUGAUUUAGUACAGACCGGUGACUGGCACAAUGAUGAAGUGAAGUCUACAGUCAUAUUGAAGUAGAGUCAUAGAGUGUCUUGUCUAAUUUGAAUGAUAUUCCAGUGUUUAAUGUAAUUUCUAAUGGCUGCUGUGCAUAAUUGUUUCUGAUCGAAGCAUAUGGAAGCAUUUGAAUGUACUCUUACAGAUCAGAGUUUUUUUUUUUUUUUUU
This is a messenger RNA of Xyrauchen texanus (razorback sucker), 2471 nucleotides long. Its product is annotated as amine oxidase [flavin-containing]. NCBI's taxonomy places the organism in Eukaryota, Metazoa, Chordata, Actinopteri, Cypriniformes, Catostomidae. Bases 94 to 1662 code for a protein of 522 amino acids. Gene Ontology annotation, molecular function: oxidoreductase activity. The transcript is spliced from 15 exons. The record is from RefSeq and is a predicted model, not a curated record.